Pyrenophora tritici-repentis Pt-1C-BFP is the source of this 777-nucleotide messenger RNA. RefSeq names its product Peroxidase-2 domain containing protein. NCBI's taxonomy places the organism in Eukaryota, Fungi, Ascomycota, Dothideomycetes, Pleosporales, Pleosporaceae. The record is from RefSeq and is a predicted model, not a curated record. Gene Ontology annotation, molecular function: peroxidase activity.
AUGAAGGUCUCAUCACUUAUCAGCUGCUCUGCCAUCUUUGCAUCAGCCUUGGCUUUCCCUACCUAUGGCAAUGUCAACGCCCGCCAGACCUGGCAGCCUAGGAAUUGGACGGCUCCAGGUCCUAAUGAUGCACGCGGACCAUGUCCUGGUCUUAACACUCUCGCCAACCACGGGUACUUGCCGCAUAGCGGGCGGGAGAUCACACGCGAUAUCCUUGCUGAUGCAAUGCUCGAGGGCUUUAACAUCGCCAAGAGCGACGCCAUCAUCCUCUUCUCACAGGCCGUACGCACCAACCCGAAGCCGUUCGCACGUACGUUCAACCUCGACACGUUGGGCCGUGAGGGCGUACUGGAGCAUGACUUCAGCCUGAGUCGCUCUGAUCGCUUCUUUGCCAACCCUAUCCCAUUCAAUGAAACCGUCUGGGCUGAGACAGCCUCCUUCUUCAAGACACCAGAAAUCACCAUACAACAGCUGGCCGACGCCCGCAUGGCACGACUCGAAACGUCGAAGAGCACCAACCCUCAGCACAAGACAUCGUUGUUGGCUGAUGGCUUCAGUUGGGGUGAAUGCGCCUCUUUCUUUGAGAUCAUGGCUGAUGGCACCACGAGCACUGUGAGGAAAGACUUCAUUGAGUUCUGGUUGCGAAACGAGCGCCUGCCUACUGAGAUCGGCUGGACUCGCCGUCCGACUGUCAUGGAGACUAGCGAGCGUACCAAGUUCACACGUCUUUUGAUGGAGGCUGCUGGCCAGGGCACUGGCCUUUCCUCGUUGGCGUGA